CAGUUGAGCAUUGAGCAACCGUCAGUCAGCCUGGAAUCCAGAAUGAAGCCGUUGUCGUUGCUGCUGGCUGUGUGAAGUUCACAACGAAUGUAUGAUUCUCCAGAAUCGAGACAGUAGACCUUUAGGAGCCAUGAGGAACGACGGGAACGACCUUUAGCAGCUGUUCCACCAUGGAAGUUCGACUUCAGGCUUCAGGUUGCUUCAGGCCCGUACUGAAGGGAUCUUAUACCCGUCAACAUCAUUCUUCAGUUGAUUCCAUCUUCCCACGCUUUUGGUAUGGCGUGUUCUGUCCCUCCGCGAAUUGACGUGUUCAAUUCGCAGACUAAACAUCGUGCAGUCUGAUAAGCCUUCUUGCGAACGGCUUCAUGGAAACCGUUGGAAUCCAUUCAGAUCUGCUUCCCCUUCAUGGUUCAGCCUAUGCCAGCUCGGAGUCGGUCCACUGGACCAACCUGCACGGAAAGCCUUCGUCAGGACUCGAACCCGUGACCAGAGCCUUGCAAUCAGGUGUGACGCUGGAAAGUCUUCCACGCCAGCAGAGGCUCCAGAGGAAGAAAUCAGGGAUUUCGAAUCUGAACGGAAAUCCGAUAGCAAGCCAGCGCUGACGGUUGGAGCGGAGUUUGUGACACGUGGAGUGGGGGAAGGGGAGGGGGACAGCGAGGGAGGAGAAGGGGAGGAGAGUGUGAGGAUAGUUGGGAAAGAGGAGGGGGGAAACAAGGAAGGCAAGAGUAAGAGGAGUGGGAGGAGAGCGGGAAAAGCCAAGGGAAGGAGUGAGGGGAGCGUCAGGAAGCGUAGAGGGGGGGCAGGAUGCGAGGAGGAGGAGGCAGUGGCUGUGAUUGCUGGAUUUUUUAGAGAGAAAUUCGGGCCUCAAAUUGUGAGACAGGAGUUUGAGGAGGGGUCUGAAUACGGAAGGAUUGAGGACGAAGUGGAGAGGGAGCGAGAGGAAGAAGAGCAGGAGUUGGGAGUCGACACAGAACUUGAGGAAGUCGAGGAAGAGGAAGCAAUAACAGAUACGGUUGAGGAGGGUUCACCAGCCACCACAUCUCGUCGCACACGCCCUACUCCACAACCCAAUGCACGUGCAACCUCUCCCUCCUCCCUCCUCGCCCUCUACCGCUUCUUCUCCUCCCACCUCGGCAUCUCCUCCCCUUCCACUGUCGCUUCCGUUCUUGCCUCACGCCCUCAAAUCCUCCGCUCCAAUCCCACCAAUGACCUCCUGCCACGUGUCCAUCUCCUCCAGCCAUAGGGCAUAUCCCGUGCAGACAUCGCUGACAUCACCUUGAAAAACCCAGGCUGGCUCCGAACCUCCCUCCCACAAAUUCAGGAUACGCUCUAAUUUCUCUUGGCUCGAGGCGUCCGCCGAAGCAGAUUGGGCUUUGUGCUUGGACGUGGGCGAGGCUUAAUCUGCUCGCAGGCACGUUCAACGAACCUGGACAUUCUGGUGGCGAGGGCAAGGGUUCCUGUGGACAAACAGGGUGUGAUUAUAGAGAGAUAUCCAAGUAUCAUGACCUGGAAUGAGAAAUCGCUGGCGACUCAGGUCGAGCAAUUGUCAGCCUAUUUGACGGAGGCAUGUGGAGGGAAGCUUGAAGGAGAUAGCACCAGCACAGGCCACCUGACGCAACGAUCAAAUACGCAGCACCUGGACAGCAACUAUCUGGCCCGGCUGAUUCUCAAAUCUCCGGCCAUCCUCUCUUAUUCUCCACACCACAUCUCCGCCAAACUCGCCCUCCUCCAGUCCUUCACUCCCCCAGGUAGUCCCCCUAUUGCCAGCUCUAUUCUCAGCAAGGCCCCCACCGUUCUCAACCGCAGCCGAGAAACUCUCUUAGCUAAGCUCCAGUUCGUUGUGGAGCUGGUGGGGGGGGGAGGCAGCGGGGAGGGUAGUGCGCAGCCAUGCGAGAGUUUUUUGUGUGUCGAUAGAGAACCUGCAUGGCGGUGCUGACUGGUCUGAUUGGCCGAGAGAACGCCAUGCGUGCAGUGGCACAAUCUCCACCACUGCUGAUUUCUAGUGAGGUUAAUAUGAAGGAGAGUUUCCGAGAGCUGGUGCGGGAAGUGGAAGAGGCGCUGGAAGGGAGUGGAGGAGAGGUAAGUGGAAUACCAAGGUUGGAGGAAGGAGAGAGAGUUGAAUGCUCGGCUAAGGGGAACGAGUCCCGAGCUUGUGAUUCAGCAGCACAAGAAGCCAAGAGAGUCAAGGCUCGUCAGUUGGUAGUGCAGUUGGUGAAGUGCCCUCAAUCUAUCUACUGCAAUUGGGAACGAAACACAAAGCCCAAAGUAGAGUACUUAAAGCGGGACAUGGGGAGGUGCUUGCCUACCCUCUCUCUCUUACGUUUAGUCUAGAUAGACGAAUCAGGCCGUGGCACGUGGCAUUGAUACAGAUGGGCUAUGUGGUUGCUCCGUAUUCUAAGGCUCUUCAGAUGAGUGGGGAGGGAAGAAAAGCUCAGGUGAGGAGGACGGGGGAAUAUGUACCACUGAUUGAGGGGAAGGGGGGUGAGGUGGGUGGGGAACUCUUGGCCUCUCUUGGGAACCUCUCAAGACGACUGCAAGGCAGGUACAGCCAAUGAGCAGCAAAGCCAGGCAAACCGAACAGUGUCUCUGCGCCAGCUCCUACACUCUUAAAACAAGAAGUUUCAGGAGAUGUUCAAAGCCAGGCCAUAGAUGCCUUUUCCAGAUGGCCUUUGGCUGUUCUAUACGACAUCGACGAUUUCAUUAACCUGCACAGUCUGGCUGGACCCAGUUGGAUACAGCUGCACCACGUCCUCAGGGGAUCGCGUGGAUGUUGAAUGUCUCACUACCUGACCUGACCAGUGACCAGAGUUUGUGCGACUAACUCUGAAAGGGCAUAGACACAAGGCUUGUGUAACCAAGCAUUCUGUUACCCUGUGAUG
Closterium sp. NIES-67 is the source of this 2879-nucleotide messenger RNA. The record is from the annotation of a GenBank genome assembly. NCBI's taxonomy places the organism in Eukaryota, Viridiplantae, Streptophyta, Zygnematophyceae, Desmidiales, Closteriaceae.